Messenger RNA from Triticum turgidum subsp. durum (durum wheat), 1539 nucleotides. The record is from the annotation of a GenBank genome assembly. Lineage: Eukaryota; Viridiplantae; Streptophyta; Magnoliopsida; Poales; Poaceae.
AUGGCGCUGCGGCUGCUGUCCCACCCGUCGCUCACGGCGGCGCAGCUCCGGCAGCUCCACGGCCACCUCCUCACCUCCUCCCUCCUCGGCGACCGCUACCUCCCAAACAUCCUCCUCCGCGGCCUCCUCCCGGACGCCCCUCUCCGCGCCCUCGCCCUCUUCCCCCGCCUCCGCCGCAUCCUCCCCGCAUUCCUCCCCAACAACUACACCUUCUCCUUCCUCCUCACCGCCUCUAUCGCCACAGCCAUCCCCAUUCCCUCGCCGUCGUUCACCUCCUCGGCCCACACGCAGCUCAUCUGCGCGUUGCACGCGCUCGCCGUGACGCUCGGCUGGGACGCGCACGCUUACGUCUCCAACGGCUUCAUCCACGCCUACGCCUCCCGCGGCUUCCUAGACGCCGCGCGCCGCGUCUUCGACACUGCCGUCCUCGCCCGUACGGACGACGUCUGCUCCUGGACCUCGCUUCUCACGGCCUACGCCAGGGCCGGGCACAUGGACGACGCACGCUCCCUGUUCGAUGGAAUGCCGCACAAGACGCCCAUCGCCUGGAGCGCCAUGCUCAGCGCCCACGUCGGGGCAGGCGGCUUCGUGGAUGCGCUCGAGGUGUUCGACAUGAUGCUCAGUGCUCGUAUCCGGCCCAACAGGGCGGCUAUCGUUGGCGCACUGGCUGCAUGCGGUGGGCUCGGGGCGCUGGAGCAGGGCCGGUGGGUGCACGCUCUCAUCACCGCUACCACCGGUAGGAUGGAUGCGGGGGUGGCUACUGCGCUGGUGGACAUGUAUGCUAAGUGCGGGAACCUAGACUCGGCAAGGCAGGUGUUCGCAGCCAUGCCGGAGCCCGAGCGCGACGUGUUUGCUUACACGGCCAUGAUCUCGGGGCUCUCGGACCACGGUCACUGCCAGGAGGCCGUUGAGCUGUUCGGCCAGAUGCAGGACCAGGGGGUGCGCCCCAACGAGGUCACCUUCAUCUGCGUCCUCUGCACUUGUGCCCGUGCCGGCGGCGGGCUUGUCAGCGUCGCUAGGGAGAUCUUCCAGAGCAUGUCUGCCGUCCACGGCAUCGAGCCCGGCGUGGAGCACUAUGGGAGCCUGGUCGACGUGCUCGGCCGUGCCGGGAUGCUUGCGGAGGCCGCGGCUGUGGUGCGGGCAAUGCCGAUGCGGCCCGACUCAUACGUGCUAGGUGCGCUGCUCAAUGCAUGCCGGGUGCACGGUGGUGACGGCGUGAAGCUCGGAAAGCAGGUUGUGGAGUGGCUAGCGGAACUUGGGCUCGACCACAGCGGCGUGCACGUGCAGCUGUCCAACAUGUACGCCUGCUCCAGCAAGUGGGAGGACGUGGUAAGGAUCCGGUCGGUGAUGGAGGAGAAGAAGGUGGCCAAAGUGCCCGGCUGCAGCAUGGUCGAGGUCGAUGGCGUCGCUUGCGAGUUUGUUGCUGGCGACCGCUUCCUUGAUCCGUGCAUCAACACCGUCGUCAGAGGGCUCGAUCAGCAGCUCAGGCUGCUUGGCCAUGACUACCGUCACCUCGAGGAGCUAUCCAACUUGGCGUAG